Messenger RNA from Talaromyces proteolyticus, 504 nucleotides. RefSeq lists its product as uncharacterized. NCBI's taxonomy places the organism in Eukaryota, Fungi, Ascomycota, Eurotiomycetes, Eurotiales, Trichocomaceae. Gene Ontology annotation, biological process: endosome organization. The transcript has 2 exons. Gene Ontology annotation, cellular component: BLOC-1 complex. The record is from RefSeq and is a predicted model, not a curated record. Bases 1 to 504 code for a protein of 167 amino acids.
AUGUCCGUCGCAACCUCAAUUCCCGAUACCUCCCUUGGUCUCACGUCUUCCGAAAUCCAGAUCCUUCGCCAACAGCAGCAAAUCGCGCUUCAGGGAGGAGGCCAUGCUGGCAGCGUCUCCAGAGGCCGAGGCUCUGGGCGCAACAGCAGUUCUAGCUCCCGAGCUGCAAGCGCCGCCAGCAGUCAGGGUCGCCUCUUGCUAGAUCCCAUGAGCUUAAGAGCGCUCUCACACCAGCUUGAAUAUCUUCAGGAUCAGAUUCGUCACCGCAUUGAUCAUUUGGAAGAUCAAAUGCAAAUGUCCAUACAAAACAGUCAUGACCGAGCCGGCAAUGUUAUUCGUAAUGCGGAUGCUGAAAUCGCACGCACGCGUGCCAUUCUCGCCUCUUUAGAUGAACUAGAGAAUGAACUCGCCAAGAUCGGUCACAUCAGAGAUAUCGUGAAGUCUUUCCGUGCUCGGAUCGAAAGCCUUGAUCACCGCCUUGACCAUUCUUCUCGCCGCCGAUGA